Molecule: messenger RNA, 888 nt
Organism: Jaculus jaculus (lesser Egyptian jerboa)
Lineage: Eukaryota; Metazoa; Chordata; Mammalia; Rodentia; Dipodidae
Product: protein-lysine methyltransferase METTL21E-like
Exons: 6
Coding region: 1-888 (295 amino acids)
Biological process (GO): peptidyl-lysine methylation
Cellular component (GO): cytoplasm; cytosol
Molecular function (GO): protein-lysine N-methyltransferase activity
Source: RefSeq, a predicted model, not a curated record
AUGAAUCCAGAAGAUCAGAAAGGUGAGAGAAAUGUUACUGGCAAUAAUAAGCACACUCAUGAGCAUGAAGUUCUGAUAAGUCUGCUGAGCACGGGGAGAUGUCGGCCUUUCCAGUUUUUUGAGGUGUCGGGUGAAGCCUCUGUGUUAGAACUUACAGGUGCCUCUGUCUUCACAGUCACGUUGCUCGGGUGCUCGGCGAAGCUCACGGAAGACCACAACGACAAGCAGGUGGCUGCAGAGAUCAUGGCGAGACGCUUCAUUCCAGCUGGAAUAACAGCCGUUCCCUGGGAAGGCUUUAAUUUUGUUGGUCGUGAGAUUCGGAUUACUGAGGCCACCGAUAGUUACGGUGCUGUGGUCUGGUCAUCGGCCCUUGUUCUAUGCUAUUUCUUGGAGACAAAUGCAAAGCAAUACAAUAUGGUUGACAAAAAUGUGAUUGAAAUUGGAGCUGGAACAGGACUGGUUUCCAUUGUCGCAAGUUUGCUAGGUGCUCGUGUAACUGCCACAGAUUUACCCGAGUUACUUGGAAACCUGCAAUAUAAUCUUUCCAGAAACACCAAAAUGAAAUGCAAGCAUUUGCCUCAGGUUAAAGAACUCUCCUGGGGAGUAGCUCUUGAUGAAAACUUCCCCAGGUCUUCUAAUAACUUUGACUAUCUUCUGGCAGCAGACGUUGUCUACGCUCAUCCUUUCCUGGAGGAACUCCUCAUUACCUUUGACCAUCUUUGCAAAGAAACUACCAUCAUCCUCUGGGCCAUGAAAUUCAGGUUGGAGAAAGAAAAUAAAUUUGUAGAUAGAUUUAAGGAGCUGUUUGAUCUGGAAGAAAUUUCCAAUUUCCCUAGUCUGAGUAUUAAACUGUACAAGGCUAUGAAGAAAAAUCGGAGGAGCGCAUAA